UCGUUACAAACACAUACGCACACUCGCGCUUCUAUAUUUCACUUCAUAAGUUUGAGAGAAAAUCUCUCCCCGCCCAAAUAACCGUUUCAGGACAGUGAGUGGGAGGAAGGGAAGGCUAUACACACAACUCCCAUAUGUAUGUAUAUGUAUACACAGACAGUGAAGAUGAAGAAGACAAUGGAAGGUGACGGUAUAUGUAAAGGUGGCGAGGGAAAACUCAUACUCUCUGCAUUUCUGUCCGUACUCUGUUUCCUCCUCGUUGGAUCAGCAAUCAUCGUAGCCUCCAUCAGAGUCUCCGCUCAGAAAGGGAGCUUCGCCUCACUCAUACUGAUAGCUCCAGACCAGUAUACGCCGGAACGCAACAUCAACAAUUACUUCUCAGUCCCGAUCCUGGAGUUGCAGACGAAGAUGGACGGCGCAGGAAGCUCUCUGUAUGAUCCAGCUCGAUCAGUUUCUGUCGUGGAGAAUUUGAUCAGCAGAAACGUUUCGAGACCUAUUAAAUCGCCUCCACGGAAACGAACAGCCAGCAAACCGCAGAAGGCGGAGGAAGGACUGGCAAGAGCACGAGAUGCGAUCAGGAAAGCCGCUUCAACUCGGAACGUCUCCGGUACGACCGUCGCCGGCAGUAUAUACCGUAAUCCCCAAGCAUUUCACCGGAGCUACCUGGAGAUGGAGAGGAGGUUCAAGGUAUUUGUAUACAAAGAAGGGGAUUUGCCGAUAGUCCAUGACGGGCCGUGCAAGAAUAUAUAUGCGAGUGAGGGAAGAUUUAUUAGUGAGAUGGAGCACGGGAGGAACAAGUUCAAGACGAGAGAUCCAUAUUCAGCGCACGUCUACUUCAUGCCUUUCAGUGUGACUUGGAUGGUCAAAUACCUUUACAAGCCUUUCACUUAUGAUGUCUCACCUCUUCAGCAAUUCGUGUCAGAUUACGUUAGGGUCAUCUCCACCAAGCACCCUUUCUGGAAUCGAAGUCAGGGUGCUGAUCACUUCAUGCUCUCCUGCCAUGAUUGGGGUCCACAUGCAUCAAAAGGCAAUGCAAAUGUCUACAACAACUCUAUCAGGGUCUUAUGCAAUGCCAAUUCCUCCGAAGGGUUCAACCCACAAAAAGACGUCAGCCUGCCAGAGAUCCAUCUUUAUACUGGAAAUAUAUCACCCAAACUCCACCCUCUACCUGCAGACUCCAAUCAUAACAUCCAAAGGCCCCACCUAGCCUUCUUUGCGGGAGGCCUCCACGGCCCCAUACGCCCAAUCCUCCUCCACUAUUGGAAAAAUCACACUGACCCGGAAAUACAAGUCUAUGAAUACCUACCCAAACACCUAGACUACUACACCUUGAUGUUACAAUCAAAGUUCUGUUUGUGUCCGAGUGGGCACGAAGUGGCCAGCCCAAGAGUAGUGGAGGCCAUUUACGCUGAAUGUAUCCCCGUCAUACUCUCACGUAACUAUGUUCUUCCCUUCAGCGAUGUGCUUAACUGGGAUGCUUUCUCUCUACAUGUUGAGGUUUCAGAGAUCCCCAGGCUGAAGGAGAUAUUGUUGGGUGUAUCAGAAAGGGAGUAUUUGAGGCUUAAAGAAGCAGUUAAAGCUGUGAGGGUGCAUUUCGUGUUUAACAAGCCUGCUCAGAGUUAAACAAAUGGAAAGGUGGGGAGCAAAGGCAUGGAAGAGAGGGGGAGGAUGACCCAAACAAACGUGAAUUAAAGUUGUCAUGAAUGGUAUGAUGUUUCUUGGAUUGGAUGAGAGUAUGGCCUCAUAGAGAACGAAGUUGAGGGAUAAUAUAUUGGUGAAGGAUUGAUCUCUUUGUAUCCUUUUUAUUUCUGAUUUGUUGAUUUAAUAUGUUGAUUCAUGUUAGCCGACCCCAAACUCUUUGGGAUCAAGGCUUGGAUGUGGUUGUUGUUGUUUGUAUCUCAUUUAAAAAUAUGCACUUAGAAAAUCAUGUGGUAAAAAUUUAGUAAAGAAAAAUAUCACCUUCAUUAUCAUGGUAGGUUUUUGCUAAUAUGUUGGCUGAUCCAUAUCAAGUAGGAAAUAGCACAAUCAUUAACAUUCAAGGCUCAACCUUCAAGAUUGAUGUAAUAUCAUUAAACCAUAAAAUAAAUAGUUUUUUUAUUGCAAAAGUUUUUAUAACAGUAUCAUAUUUGUAAUGCAUGAUUUUCCCCAUUAAACCUUUGACCAAGAAAAAUAAUAUAAAACAAAACUCAGUUUAGGAGAAAUAAUCCAUGUGUUAGUGGUGUUUUAAAUAAUCAUUUCACUGCAUCUAAGAGCAUCUCCAAUGCAAAAAGGUGAAUUGUGCAUAUGUGACAUGAGAAAUAUAUAGCUAAUUAAAAACAAUAAAUAAAAUAUCUCUCUCCUUAUUUGAACGUUCUUAUAUGUUUUUGGUAAGUUUUUCUCCACAAUGUCAAGACAUUGUGGUUGACUUUGUUGAGAAAAAAUUACCAAAAACACAUAAGACCGUGAAAAGGAGGAGAUAGAAAGUCAUAAACUUAUUUUUGUGUCUAUUUCUCUCAUGCCACAUGUGCACCGUACACCUUGUAGAAUUUGAGAUGCUCUAAAAACCGAUUGUUGAGUUCAUACAUAUGUAUAUCUUAUGCAUAUUUUAAUGUUGAGAUGAUGAAAGUCUUAGUAAAUAAAUCUUCAAUUAUGUUAUUAGAGCAAACCUUAUAAACAUUAGCCAAACUUUUCUUCAAAAGUCCAUUAUUUUGCAAUGC
Messenger RNA from Cuscuta europaea, 2696 nucleotides. Lineage: Eukaryota; Viridiplantae; Streptophyta; Magnoliopsida; Solanales; Convolvulaceae. The record is from the annotation of a GenBank genome assembly.